Molecule: messenger RNA, 621 nt
Organism: Ruditapes philippinarum (Manila clam)
Lineage: Eukaryota; Metazoa; Mollusca; Bivalvia; Venerida; Veneridae
Exons: 1
Coding region: 1-621 (206 amino acids)
Source: RefSeq, a predicted model, not a curated record
AUGUCUGAUUAUUUGAGUCAAACCACAUUUGACUUAAUUUGGGAUCAGCUUAAAACACAAUAUGUUGAAGAAAUUGAUCCUGAUGAUUUCCUGAAUAAAUACAGUCUGAAAUUUACUGAUUUUGAUAAUGAAAUGGAGCCAACACCACCACCCAGCCUUGUUGAAACCAGCCUUUCUGAGAGUGCUCCUUUGUUGUCCAUUUCUGUUGCUGCAAACCAACUUGAAUUGCCGACUUCAAUUGAACAGCCUCCUGAAACAUCAGAAUGUUUGAAUUUAUCCUCAAAUGAUGUUAACAAGUUCAUUGAAGAGCAAGAUAACAAAAAUACCAUGAGAAAAACUCUAACUGACAUAAAUAAGUUCAGAAGAUUUCUGAAAACAAAAGGUGAAAAAAGAGAGAUUCAUGAGAUUACCAUUGACCAACAUGACUCAUAUUUAGCAAACUUUAUUUUGUCUAUAAAGAAAGCAGAUGGUACCGAAUAUGAACCAAGUUCUUUACGUAACAAUAUCAGUAGUAUUGACCGAAAACUGCAGAGAAAUAAAUAUCCAUUUCUCAUAAUGAGAGGAAAAGGCCCACAAUUUUCUUUGACAAGAGAUGCCUUAAAGGCCAAACAAAAAUUCUAA